Aspergillus saccharolyticus JOP 1030-1 is the source of this 1161-nucleotide messenger RNA. RefSeq lists its product as uncharacterized. The record is from RefSeq and is a predicted model, not a curated record. Lineage: Eukaryota; Fungi; Ascomycota; Eurotiomycetes; Eurotiales; Aspergillaceae. The transcript has a single exon. Bases 1 to 1161 code for a protein of 386 amino acids.
AUGCCCCGAUGGGGAAGACCACCGGGGGCACGAGUGGGGAGACAAACCGGGAGACUUGCGGCUCCGUGGGUGGAUGAGACUUCGAGGAUCGACGGAUUUGAUAGUGAAGAGGAGGAUGUAUACAGUCGCCCAAAUCUACGCUUAUUGCACGCAAGGCAAUCAGUGGAACGGGGCAUUGAUGGAGAUUCGGGUUGGCGGAGGCGGAUGAUAGAGCAUGACGACUACUACGAAGACAAAUCGGCACCAGUCGAUGAGAUGGACUAUGACUUACAUGAUAACAUGGACAGCACGGUGGCCUAUGCAGUGCAGUUAGCCCUGAAGGACAAGGAGGAGCGGUUAGUGAAUCAGGCUCUCGACCGGAUACGACGCGCACAAGUUCAGGGCCAGAGAAACGUGCGCUUGUCAAAACGGGAGCUGGAAGCGAUCGAGCGCAAGCGAACAGGGUCGAGCAACAGACCGAAAGGGACGUCCUUCGAUACUCGCCACUUGAGGCCUCCUGAAAGUCCCAGCAGACGAGUCACUGGGGAUGCACCAUAUGGCAAUUUCAAUAUGCCGUCCCCCAACAAGCACGGGCCGUCUCUCUUGGCGAACAACAACAGUGCCUAUGCCUUUUGGGCACGGACUUCAGGUGCUUCUCUCGGGGCCGGAGGCAGCCCCCAAGCGCCAUCUACUCGCUCUCAAUUUAAUCACACCUCGCCUAUAUCUUCGCUCCAGCCAGCGUGUUCACUCGAGCGAAUUCCGUCGGCGGCUCUUGUUCGCAAUUCUGGAUCUAUGCGGAGACCGGCCGUCGAGCCCUCCCCCAAUGAUACUCAAUGGGUACCAUCCUAUCAGCCUCCAUACCCGAUGGAUCCCACAUCCCCAUACCCGUCAGAUUCUCGGCUCGGAUCGGUCGGUCGAUCAGGAAAGAUGUUCGUGCUCAACCAUCGGAGUGUCUUUGACGACUCUUCCAGCAGCGCAAAGAACGGAUUUAUAGCGCAGGGGCGGCCAUCCGGGGCGACAGAGACAUAUCUCCGCGAGAUCGGGGGGAACCAGAGCACUUAUUUGGAGAACAGUAGCGAAGAAGCGCCCAUUGUAGACGGAGCAAAGGGGCGAGUGCUCAGCAGCAUGCCAACGCGGGUGUCAUCUGGGCGAGAAAGUCGUCAGCGCGGCAGCCGUCCUUGA